AAUCACAAGUCCACAAGGGAAAGACCAGACAUAAUCAAAAAAUAUUGCAAUGACAAGGUGGAGUUGGGGUGCAUGUCAGGACCUUUCUCAAAGGAGGAAGUACACCAUAUUUUUGGAGGCCACUUCAUUUCAUCACCACUUGGCCUGGUAGAAAAGUCUGGAGAGCUAGGGAAGUAUUGGUUUGUGUGGGACUUAUUUUUCAAAAAUAAGGACAGAUACACCAUCAACAGCUGGCUUGAUGCAGAUGACUUUCCCACAGAGUGGGGUACUGCAGCACAAGUUGCAGAAAAUCGUGAGUCUUUCGUUGAAUCUCUACAAUAG
Messenger RNA from Suillus bovinus, 321 nucleotides. RefSeq lists its product as uncharacterized. The annotation marks the transcript as partial. Lineage: Eukaryota; Fungi; Basidiomycota; Agaricomycetes; Boletales; Suillaceae. The transcript has a single exon. The record is from RefSeq and is a predicted model, not a curated record.